This is a messenger RNA of Trematomus bernacchii (emerald rockcod), 1332 nucleotides long. RefSeq names its product WD repeat domain 74 (gene wdr74). The record is from RefSeq and is a predicted model, not a curated record. Lineage: Eukaryota; Metazoa; Chordata; Actinopteri; Perciformes; Nototheniidae. Gene Ontology annotation, cellular component: preribosome, large subunit precursor; nucleolus. Gene Ontology annotation, molecular function: protein binding. Gene Ontology annotation, biological process: ribosomal large subunit biogenesis.
GAAGAAGAAGACGUCAGAGUCGCGCGACACAGUCCCCAUAACAACACACGUGUAUCGAGAUGGCGGACUCGAGUCGGCUCUGUUCGGUGUUCCUGGGCUCAGAGACCGGCAUCCUGAAGGGGGUCAGUCUGUCCCGGAAACAGGCCUUUAACUUCUGCAACACGCAACACCUGUCCCGGGACCAGGAGGUGCGCGUGCUGGUGUGGGGGGACCGCGCGGAGACGGACCUGCUGCUGGGGGCGCGCGACGGAUCCGUCAAGACCUUCAGCCUCGAGAAGGGGUCUUUCACCGAGACCCGGAGCUGUGGAGACCCGCAAGAAGGAGGCUUUACUGGGCUGGAGGUCCUGGAGGAGGGGGGGCUGGUGACCUGCCAGGAGACCGGGACCAUCAGGGUGUGGCGUGAGUCCAGCAGUGACCCGGUAGCAGAGGUGAUAACGGGGAAGAACGUGUCUCGGAUGCGUCAGAACCCGGCUCAGAGAAACAAAAUGGCCACCGGGGGGAAGGAGAACGGGCUGAAGAUCUGGGACCUGGAGAACCCAAAGAACCCCCCCGUGUUCUCCGCUAAGAACCUGAAGGACGACUGGCUGGACCUGAAGAGGGCUCAGUGGGUCCGGGACAUGGCCUUCAUCCCCCAGUCUGAGAAGGUGGUCACCUGCACGGGCUACCAUCAGGUCCAUAUCCACGACCCCUCCUCCCCCCAGCGCCGCCCCGUGAUGGAGAUGGAGUUCGGGGAUUACCCUCUGACGGCCCUCUCCCUGCCGACGGGGGGCACCUCUGUGGUGGUGGGCAACACCCGGGGCGAGGUGGCCGUGCUGGACCUGAGGAAGGGCCUGGUGAGGGGGGUCCUGAAGGGUCUGUGUGGGGGGGUGAGGGCCCUGCAGUGCCACCCCUCCCUCCCCAUCGUGGCCUCCUGCGGUCUGGACCGGUUCCUCCGGAUCCACAGCCUGGAGGACCGGAAGCUCCAGCACAAGGUCUACCUGAAGUCCCGCCUCAACUGCCUGCUGCUCGCCAGCCAGCGGGAGGAUGGGGGGGGCGGGGCGGGGGCGGGGGGCGAGGAGGUGAAGAAGGAGGAAGAGGAAGAGGAGGAGGAGGAGGAGGAGGAUGAGGUGUGGGAGACCAUGGAGAGGGUAGAGGAGCAGGGGAAGAGGAAGAGUACGGAGGAAGAGGAGGUAGAGGAGGAGGAGACGCUGAAGAAGAAGAAAAGCAAAAAAGGAGAGGAUUGAGGCGUUUGAGGCCCGGUCACAGUGUGGGACAUUUGAACGCUGUGAGGCUGAAACUGAGAUGUAUUUUGUGAUAUUUUGUCUGAGAGCUUUAUUAAAAUAACAGCUUGUA